This is a messenger RNA of Populus trichocarpa (black cottonwood), 1165 nucleotides long. RefSeq names its product histone deacetylase HDT1. The coding region runs from base 154 to 981 and encodes 275 amino acids. The transcript is spliced from 8 exons. Lineage: Eukaryota; Viridiplantae; Streptophyta; Magnoliopsida; Malpighiales; Salicaceae. The record is from RefSeq and is a predicted model, not a curated record.
AAAACCCUAUCUCCUACCUCGCUGCAAGUUGCUUAUAAAAACCCUUUAAACCCUUUCCCCGUCUCCGCCUCCCUCACUCUCACAACUCCCACGAAGUCUUUCUCUCCACUUGAAACCUCAAAACCCUUUAAGCUCUCUCAUCUAUCGUCAACCAUGUCGUCCAUGGAGUUCUGGGGUGUUGAAGUCAAGGCUGGUGAGCCCCUUAAAGUGGAACCCAAAGACUUCUGCAUGAUCCAUCUAUCUCAGGCAGCCCUUGGCGAGUCAAAGAAAGGAAAUGAAUCUGUUCCCCUUUUUGUUAAAUUCGAUGAAAAGAAGCUUGUGUUGGGGACUCUUUCUCCGGAAAACAUUCCUCAGUUGUCUUUUGAUUUAGUUUUUGAGAAAGAGUUUGAGCUCUCUCACAACUGGAAAAAGGGGAGUGUUUUCUUCUGUGGCUACCAAGUUAUUCCUGAUGAUGAUGCUUCUGAUUUUUCUGGUGAUGAAGAGGAUUUUGAAUUUGCGAAAGCUGAUAUUAUGAAAGCUGCUACCGCUAAGGAUAAAGCUGCCAAACCUGAAAAACCAAAGGCUACUCUUGUAGAGCCAAGCAUAGAUGAUGAUGAGGAUGAUUCUGACGAGGAUGAUUCUGACGAGGAUGGUGAUUCUGAAGAGGGUAUGUCUCUUGAUGAAGAUUCAGAUGAUGAAUCUGAUAGUGAAGAUGAAGAGACCCCUAAGAAGGCUGAAACCAGCAAGAAGAGGGCUACUGAUUCGGCAACAAAGACACCAGUGUCCUCAAAGAAGGCAAAAACAGCUACUCCUCUAAAGACAGAUGCUAAGAAGGCCGGGCAAGUUACUCCUCACCCUGCAAAGGGAAAAGCUGCAGCCAAUGGCAACAGCUCCAAGUCCCCAAAAUCUGGCGGCAAUUUCUCUUGCAAAUCCUGUGACAAGGCAUUUGGCACUGAUGGUGCUCUGAAGUCUCACUCACAAGCCAAGCAUGGUGCCAAGUGAAACGACUACUAAUUUAUAGACGAUAUCUCAUUGAAAGAACCAUGCUAUAGGGUUUUAGUAGUUAUAUGAGAGGUUUAUGUUAGUAACUCAUUUUGAAAUUUUGUUAGAAAUCUACAUUUGAACAAAUAUUUUUUAUGCAUUAUGUUUUGAGUUAAAUGAAAUGGUUGUGAUGUGUUCAUUACUA